AUGAAUUUACUUAAUUCUAUCCUAAAUUUUAAAACGCUUUUAUAUUAUACAUUUUUGAUAACAUUAUCUGUAGCUUUAACCUUGUCACAUGGUAAAUUAUACAGCAAACUGAUAUGGAAACCAUCUCCACUCUGCUCUGAUUCGGUGAAAAAAUCUCUGGCUUUCAACAAAACUGGGGAUAAUAAUUUCUUUGCUAAUCCGAAAAAAUAUAUUUUGGAAUGUGGUGUCAGGUGCCAGCUGUCGAAUGGGUCAUGUUCAGCCUUCCAAGUGAACGUGGGGAGUUCUGCAAGUGUUGUUGGGAAAUAUGAUGUGUCUUGCUCUCAUUUCAUGGGACUUCCCGAUGGUUUGAGCAAGAGUCUUCAGAAUAACUGUUUCCUCUUGUCGGCAGUUGAAAAUCAAGCCAUUUACAUGAACAUAGCCUCGUGGGGAGGUAAUGACAUAUCCCCAUAUUCAAUAGAGGCGAAUGAAUUGAACACAGUGAACAUGGAACAUGCAUGUCAGUUGGGUAUCAACAGAGGUGCCAACUUCUACAGGCUAGAUAUGCAGAAGAUGAUGUUGUACGAUUUUUGUAACUUUGAUCUCUAUGGAAAUCUGACUCAUGUUACGAUGAUGACAAAUUAUUUAAAGAACACACCACUGGGCACAGUAGUUGUCGGGCAAACGUGCGACGAACCCCAUAACUUAAUUUCCUAUGCUGUUCCAUACUUGAAAAGCGUCAACCUGGAUGUCAGCAGCAUGCUGUGGAGAGGGAAGUGGUUGUUCGUCUGGCAGCAGGGCGCCUACCAAAAAGCCAUCUCGUUUGUCGACAAUUCCAACUUGCCUUUAUCCAAACAGUUUGUCAUUUAUAAUUCAGCCAGCAACCAGUUUGAUUGGACAGGUGUCAAGAUGCAGGCCUUAAACUAA
Helobdella robusta is the source of this 903-nucleotide messenger RNA. RefSeq lists its product as hypothetical. The transcript has 4 exons. Lineage: Eukaryota; Metazoa; Annelida; Clitellata; Rhynchobdellida; Glossiphoniidae. Bases 1 to 903 code for a protein of 300 amino acids. The record is from RefSeq and is a predicted model, not a curated record.